Molecule: messenger RNA, 924 nt
Organism: Echinococcus granulosus
Lineage: Eukaryota; Metazoa; Platyhelminthes; Cestoda; Cyclophyllidea; Taeniidae
Product: Serine/threonine-protein phosphatase 4 catalytic subunit
Exons: 6
Coding region: 1-924 (307 amino acids)
Biological process (GO): peptidyl-serine dephosphorylation; double-strand break repair via homologous recombination
Cellular component (GO): cytoplasm; nucleus
Molecular function (GO): protein serine/threonine phosphatase activity
Source: RefSeq, a predicted model, not a curated record
AUGGCUUCAAUGAGCGAUUUGGAUCGGCAAAUAGCAUUGCUUAGGGAAUGUAAAUUGAUAUCAGAAAGCGAAGUUAAAGCACUUUGUGCUAAGGCGCGUGAAAUCCUAAUCGAGGAAAGUAAUGUGCAAUACGUUGACUCUCCUGUCACAGUCUGCGGAGAUAUUCACGGUCAAUUUUUUGAUUUAAUUGAGCUCUUUAAAGUUGGUGGUGAAGUACCGGACACGAAUUACCUGUUUCUGGGUGAUUUUGUUGAUCGAGGGUAUUAUAGUGUGGAAACGUUUUUGCUCCUACUUGCGCUGAAGGUUAGAUAUCCAGAUCGUAUUACUCUUAUCAGGGGCAACCACGAAAGUCGUCAGAUAACUACUGCGUAUGGGUUUUACGAGGAAUGCUUACGAAAAUAUGGCUCUCCUCUCGUCUGGCGUCAAUGCACGGAGAUAUUUGAUUAUCUUUGCUUAUCUGCGAUUAUAGACGAUCGGAUAUUUUGCGUACACGGAGGUCUUUCACCCCAUAUUGAACGACUUGAUCAAAUUCGAGUCAUCGAUCGCAAGCAGGAGGUGCCACAUGAAGGGCCCAUGUGUGAUCUCCUUUGGUCCGAUCCUGAGGACUCUGCUGGCUGGAAUGUAAGCCCUCGGGGCGCUGGGUUCCUCUUUGGAGCUGAUACUGUUCAGCAGUUUAACCAUGUAAAUAAGCUCGAUCUGAUUUGUCGUGCCCAUCAACUUGUGAUGGAAGGCCGGCGUUAUCACUUCAAUGAAACUGUGCUUACAAUAUGGUCAGCGCCAAACUACUGUUAUCGUUGUGGUAACGUGGCUGCUAUUCUCCGCCUUGACGAAUACCUGAACAGGGACUUCGCUUUUUUUGAAGCUGCUUCUCAGAACAACCGCAAUUUUCCUGCACGCAAGCCCGUUCCGGAUUACUUUUUGUAA